AUGCUCCCCAGCGCGGUGGCAGCCCACGCCGGUGCGUACUGGGACGUGGUGGCUUCCUCCGCGCUCCUCAACCUCCCGGCUGCGCCCGGCUUUGGCAACCUGGGCAAGAGUUUCCUGAUCGAGAACUUGCUGCGGGUCGGGGGUGCCCCGACGCCCGGGCUACAGCCGCCCGCGCCCCACGGCCCGGCGACCGCCCUGGCCACCGCGGGCGCGCAACUCCGGCCCCUGCCCGCCAGCCCGGUUCCCCUAAAGCUGUGCGCCGCAGCCGAACAAGUUAGCCCCGCCGGGGCGCCCUACGGUACGCGGUGGGCUUUUCAAGUGCUCAGUCCCUCUAUGGACAGUGCCAGGCUGCCGGGCCGGGCUCCGGGGGACCGAGACUGUACCUUCCAGCCUUCAGCGCCAGCACCUUCCAAACCUUUUCUUCUGAGCGCGCCGCCAUUCUACUCGGCGUGCUGUGGUGGGUCCUGUCGGCGCACUGCAUCCUCCGCUGCUUUUCCAAGAGAGGAGAGCGUGCUGCCUCUCCUGACACAGGACUCUAAUUCCAAGGCUCGGAGGGGCAUUUUAAGAAGAGCUGUCUUUUCUGAGGACCAGAGAAAGGCUCUGGAGAAAAUGUUUCAGAAACAGAAAUAUAUCAGCAAAACAGACCGAAAGAAACUUGCCAUCAACUUGGGACUAAAGGAAUCACAGGUGAAAAUUUGGUUUCAGAACAGAAGGAUGAAAUGGAGGAAUUCCAAAGAAAAGGAAGUGCUUUCCAACAGGUGUAUCCAAGAAGUAGGUAUUCAAGAGGAUCCCCUCUCACGGUCUGCUCUGGGUUUCCCUUCUUCAUGUCCUUCAAUAUGGGAUGUCCCCCAACAGCACUCAAGUCCAAGAUGGAGGAAGAAUUCUCCAGAACCUUCAGAAAGACUAAUCCAGGAGAGUUCAGGGGCACCACCCCCAGAAGCAAAUUCACUGCAAGGUGCCUUGUAUUUAUGUUCUGAAGAAGAAGCUGGAAGCAAGGGUGUACUUACUGGGGCCGUCUGAAUGGAAGCAUUCUUCCACGUCAAUUUAAAAGAACGCUUAGUAGUAACAUUUGGGCUCUAAUGCCAGCUCGCCUGUACCUCAUCAGUGCUUACAGCCUAACAACUUUGGAGCGAUAUAUGAACUAAUGCUUUAGGAAACUCACUCCAGUGUUCUCUUGUUUGGCCCUAGACUCAGGCUUAAUUUGUAAGUGGAGUAGAAUCUCCCAAGAAGUAUGAUGGAACUGAAAAGAAUGACAGCAACAGCUGGCUCGGUCCCUGCUCUUAGUAUGUGUAUAUGUGUGUGUGUCUCUAUGUGUGUAGAUACAUAAAUAUCCAUUAAAAUGUGUUAGUAGAAA
Messenger RNA from Cercocebus atys (sooty mangabey), 1354 nucleotides. RefSeq names its product developing brain homeobox 2 (gene DBX2). NCBI's taxonomy places the organism in Eukaryota, Metazoa, Chordata, Mammalia, Primates, Cercopithecidae. Gene Ontology annotation, biological process: regulation of transcription by RNA polymerase II. Gene Ontology annotation, molecular function: DNA binding; DNA-binding transcription factor activity, RNA polymerase II-specific. Bases 1 to 1020 code for a protein of 339 amino acids. The record is from RefSeq and is a predicted model, not a curated record. The transcript is spliced from 4 exons.